AUGCCCAGUCGAGUUGCCGCCCGUUCGACCUCUAGGACGUCCCGCAAACCCUCUAGCCAGCCGUCUCGCGCCGGAUCUGCCACGCCGUCCAUCGCCAUCCCUGAAGAGCCCUCGUUGCCCGAGGCCAUCCCCAGCCUGCGCCGCGAUGUCUGUUCCAUUUUUGCCGAUGCUCAGCGCUCAACGACCGGCCAUCGAAAACUCACCGUGCGCCUACGAAAACUGCAAGAGUCCUGCUGCGGCAUCCGAAGCUCAAAGAAAGACGGCAGCACGAAAGUUCCGGAUGACGUUUUGAUGGGCGAGGAGACUAUCCCCGAGAAGGAAUUCAAUAUCGAAAUCGGUCGCUGCAUGCUGCGCAUUCUGCCGAUCAAGAAAUCAGAACCCGUCGGCGAUCGCAUUCUUCGCUUCCUAGGAAAUUUCUUGAUUCAUGCCUCCGAGAAAGAUGCAGAGAUUUUCGCCGCCGAGGAUGACGACCACGUUCCCGAAACACCGACUGCCCGACUGACGACGAGCAUAGUGGCCCUCGUGGUGCCGUUGCUGUCGGCGAAAGAUCGCACCGUGCGAUUCCGUGCCACCCAGAUCAUUGCGCAUAUUGUCAACUCCCUCGACACUGUCGACGACGACCUGUAUCAUGCUAUUCGGCAAGGUCUUUUGAAGCGAAUCAGAGACAAGGAGACUUCCGUCCGAGUCCAGGCGGUGAUGGGCCUUGGUCGCUUGGCGGGAAAUGAAGAGGAUGAUGAUAACGAUGAUAGUACGGCGCUUGUCGAGAAGCUGGUGGAGAUCAUGCAGAAUGAUACCAGUGCCGACGUGCGGAAAACCUUGCUUCUCAACCUACCCCUCCUCCCUAACACCCUUCCUUAUCUGUUGGAACGUGCCCGCGAUCUUGAUGCAGCGACGCGACGUGCCCUGUAUUCCCGCCUCUUGCCCACUCUGGGAGAUUUUCGUCACUUGUCCCUGUCGAUGAGAGAGAAAAUGCUUCGAUGGGGCUUACGUGACCGUGACGAGAGCGUUAGAAAGGCCACAGGCAAACUCUUCUUCGACCGCUGGAUCGAGGACGUGGCAGGCUCGACUCAGGACUCUGAAGGAGGUCCCAUCCAACGCUCGCCCCCGAACAUCCCGGCCCUUAUGGAGUUGCUGGAGAGAAUCGACGUGGUCAACUCUGGCGUGGAGUCCGGAAUUGCGCAUGAGGCUAUGCGGAGCUUCUGGGAAGGCCGACCCGACUAUCGGGAGGCCGUCGUUUUCGACGAGGAGUUCUGGGAAUCCAUGACCGGUGAAUCGGUCUUUCUGCUUCGGUCCUUUAACGAUUUCUGUCGCGUGGAGAAUGAAGGAAAAUACGAAAGCCUGGCGGAUGAGAAGAUCCCGGAAGUUACAGCCCUUGCUUACUACCUGCACAAAUAUUUGUCGGCCCUUCUACAAAAGAAGAAAGAAUCCAAAGAUACUGGGGAUGCUAACGAUGAUGACUGCGUGGAGCUCGAGUUCGUGGUCGAGCAACUUCUCCACGUGGCCAUGACCCUGGAUUACAGUGACGAGGUGGGACGACGAAAGAUGUAUACUCUUCUACGGGAGUCCUUGGCGGUCCCGGAACUACCUCAGGAAAGCACCAAACUCACCAUCGAGACUUUGCGGUUUGUGUGCGGCCCCGCGGUCGCUGCCGAGAACGAAUUUUGCAGCGUUGUAUUGGAAGCUAUCGCCGAAGUCCACGACACGAUCACGACCGAGGACAGCUUCGUCUCGGCCAAGUCAGAGAUCAGCGACGACACCGCAAGCCGUCACCGUUCUGAGACCCCGGGUGACGGCGAGGCCGACAAGCCCUUCAACAAGGAAGAGGCUAAGGCCAAGAUCCUGCGGGAGAUCGUGGUGAACAUGAAGUGUCUGCACAUUGCCCUGUGCAUGCUGCAAAACGUGCAGGGCAACUUGCAGGAUAACAUGAACUUGGUUACCAUGUUGAAUAACCUCGUGGUGCCGGCAGUUCGAAGUCACGAGGCUCCCAUCCGUGAGAGGGGCCUGGAAUGUUUGGGACUCUGCUGUUUGUUAGACAAGACCCUAGCCGAAGAGAACAUGACGCUCUUCAUCCAUUGCUACAGCAAGGGCCACGAGGCUUUGCAGGUCACCGCCCUCCACAUUCUGUGUGAUAUGCUGACCACCCACCCCUCCUUGUUAACGCCCGUCACUCAAUCGGACGGAGAGACUAUUACCCCACCCGUGUUCCAGAAACCCUUGCUCAAGGUGUUUGCCCGCGCCCUCAAGUCGAGCUCCCCGAUGACGGUGCAAUCGGCCGCCGCUACUGCGCUCUCGAAACUGUUGCUCACCAAUGUCUUCACACCAUCCGGGUCGAACAUCCCGCAAGCCAUCCUGGAUUACAACCAGAUCACCAUCGAAACUCUGCUGUCGAAUCUGGUGGUGUCUUUCUUCCACCCGCGCACUCGAGAGAACCCGGCCCUCCGACAGUCCUUGGCUUACUUCUUCCCCGUCUACUGCCAUUCCCGCCUCGACAACACCCAACAUAUGCGACGAAUCAUCGUUCCGGUGAUUCGCACGGUCCUGAACUCGGCCGAAGAGCAUUACUCUCUUGAAGCGGAGGAAGAUAGCGAUGGCGAUAUCGACGAGACGGCGGGCCAGAGGGAGCUGAAGGCACUGAUGAGCGGUCUCUUGGGCAUGGUCGCGGAGUGGACCGACGAGCGCCGAGUGCUCGGCCUGGGCGGCGAGAAGGUGCUCACGGGGGCCUCUGCAAGUCCCAACGUCUGUGGAUUCGUUCACCUGGGACUCGUCAAGGAUAUCCUGGAACGGGUACUGGGCAUCAGCGAAGGCCCCAAUCGCUGUUCCAAGGAUGAGAAGAAGCUUCUCUUCUCGCUGAUGAGCAAGCUCUACAUCUCCCCGCCCACAGUCCCCUCGCGCUCGAGCUCUCGCAACCCCGAAGGCGACGAUCCCCUCCGCUCCAGCGUUCGCAGCACCCAGGUCGACAUCUCGGCCGACAAUGCCCAGCUCUCUCAAGAAGUCAAAGAGCUACUCGACGAGACGAUCGAAGAGGGUCUCGCGGCCGAGGCAUCCGGCCGUAACGCGCUCGUCAAGGUGAAGAACGCCGUGCUGAAGAUUUUGGCCGUCGCGCAAGGCGCUCGCCCGCCUAGCGUCCGACCGAAGGAUGAAGGCGAGGAGGGCGACAGCGACAUGAUGAGCGUACGAUCCGGCAGCGUACGAUCGAACAGUGUGCGUCCGUCCGUUGAACCCGGUGUCCGUCGUCGGGGUGUAUCCAUCGAACCCAGUAUUAUGGAGGAGGAUGAGAAUGAGGAUAGUCGGCAUACGAUUAUCAAGUCGGAGGUGAUCGAGGAGGAAGAUGAGGAGUAA
Messenger RNA from Aspergillus affinis, 3339 nucleotides. Its product is annotated as condensin subunit YCG1. The record is from RefSeq and is a predicted model, not a curated record. The transcript is spliced from 2 exons. Gene Ontology annotation, biological process: mitotic chromosome condensation. Lineage: Eukaryota; Fungi; Ascomycota; Eurotiomycetes; Eurotiales; Aspergillaceae. The coding region runs from base 1 to 3339 and encodes 1112 amino acids. Gene Ontology annotation, cellular component: condensin complex; condensed chromosome.